Messenger RNA from Patella vulgata (common limpet), 2251 nucleotides. Its product is annotated as enhancer of mRNA-decapping protein 3. Lineage: Eukaryota; Metazoa; Mollusca; Gastropoda; Patellidae. The coding region runs from base 123 to 1658 and encodes 511 amino acids. Gene Ontology annotation, molecular function: mRNA binding. Gene Ontology annotation, cellular component: P-body. Gene Ontology annotation, biological process: P-body assembly; deadenylation-independent decapping of nuclear-transcribed mRNA. The record is from RefSeq and is a predicted model, not a curated record. The transcript has 7 exons.
CGCCAUUACAAUUUGUUUAAAGUUUUGUUGUUUUGGUCAGAUUUUAACGACAUUGUGCAAGAGUAACACUGGUCUGACACAGACCGCUCUUAUGUUUUGAUCAAUUUAAUUGAUAUAUUAAAAUGUCAACGGAAUGGGUCGGUAGUGUUGUUUCUCUGGACUGUGGAGAAUCUUUAGGAACGUAUCAAGGACAGGUGACGUGUAUUAACAAUGCAUCGCAAACAUUAACACUCAGGAAUGCUUUUAGAAAUGGAUUGAAAUGUGAAGUCCCUGAUAUAACUUUAAGUGCUAAAGAUAUUCAAGAUUUGAAAAUCUUGAGCUCUCCAGAGAAUGCGAGAGACUUGUUCUCUAGAAAAGCAACCCCUUCCAAAUUAUCAAAAGAAGUCGAAGAAUCAAUAAAUCCCAAGUGCCCUUCACCAGUCAAGGUCAUUCAUACCUCUGGUACAGCUACCAAUGGAUUUCACGGCCCAGGCCAUCCAAUGACUGCUGGGACUAAUGGUUAUAAUAACAGACUUACACCAACUCAGGAUUAUCAUGGUUACCUAAACGGACACAAUGGGUAUAGUUCACGGAAUAACGGACAUCAGCGUCUGACACCUACACGGGAUCCCGACGUUAGACGACCCAAUGGUACUGAAAAUAAACCAGUGAAAAAACCCACGACCCCAAGAAAAAUUGAGGGUCGUAAUAACAAUGCGCGCCGUGGAAGUCAGAGACAGGACUGCUUUAGUGCUCCCGUUGAUUCCUUCAUAAAAGACUUUGAUUUUGAGAAAAAUUUGGCCUUGUUCGAUAAACAGGCUGUUUUUGCAGAGAUCGAGAAUGGUUUCCCCGAGGGUUCCAUUAUUGAUAAAAAACCUACGAAAUAUAGAUGUGAUGAAAAUGUUUUGACGUCCGGACCUGUCGUCUUACAACAAAUAAAAACGCCGUCGACAAGCGGGAAAAGUUAUGUUACAGAUUCAGGUUUGGUUGUCCCUAGUAUUAGUGCUGAUUUACGUGCUCGAUUACUCAACUCGGCUGUUAGUUACGGUAUUACACUGGACCGUCAAGUUGAAAUGGUUGGUCGUUCAGCUAGUGAGAUGGUUUUACAGCUUCUAGGAGGAUAUCAUAGAUUGAGUCCACAGAACGGUCAUCAGCUACCUAUUGUUGUUAUUCUAUGUGGACCUCAUAUUCAAGGAGCGGAGGGUAUUAAUUGUGCAAGGCAACUAGCCAAUCAUAAUGUUAAAACUAUUCUUUAUGUGCCAAAUAAUGUUAAACUGCCUGCUGAAGUAGAGAGGGAGUUGAUAUUGUACGACCUCUGUAAUGGAAAGAAAACAAGCUCUGCAAAAGAUUUACCUGCAGUGCCUGUUGAUAUGAUUGUUAACGCUCUGGAUAACGAUGAAAAUUUACAUUUACGACAUCAGUCAUGGUAUAAACCGCUCGUAGAUUGGGCUGGUAAUAAACGAGCGAAUUGUCUAGCUAUUGAUCCGUCUGUUGGAGGGUCAGCCAUUGAUGCUAAAUGGAGUCUUGCUAUCUGCUUGCCACUGAGUUUACAAUCACCCACGAGUCAAGUUUAUUUAUGUGAUCUGGGAAUUCCUAAAAAGGUUUUUACGGAUGUGGGUAUUAGAUAUAUGUCACCAUUUGGUCACAAAUUUGUCAUUCCCCUUCACGAGAGAACCUAGUUAUCUCUCAUUUAUAUCGUGCUCAAGUAAAUGGCAAAGAAGUGCAGCAGCUAUGUGCAAUAGGGCCAAAGUUUUUAGUCAUUUUUCCCAUUUCACCGUUCGUUGCUCGUAUCAAUGUUUUCCACAAUUUACAAACUGAUCUUGUUUUCAUUACAAUGAAUAGAAACUCCAUUGAUCAACAGAUUUAACUUUCAUUUCCUGGUUCCAUGAGAAUCAUGGAAAAUUUGCGAUUCUUUGAUCUCCUUUUCUCGGAUGUCAUAGUUAUUUGUCGGAGUCGGAGAAGAAAUCAGCUUUGCUGGCUGUUAUAAGAUAAUGAUCUUCCUGAAAGAUGAUCAUAAAAAUAAAGAACGAUAGAAUAAGUGUACAGAGAAAAUAAAGGAAUUAAGAUGCCAAAAAUAUAAAGGAAUAUAUUUAAAUAAUCGUCCAUGUAAAUAAUGAGUCAAUGUGUAUGUUUUAAGCCUCUGGGGUAAAUGGAGGUUAUAUGUGCUACAUUAUUUAUAAUCUGUAUAUGUUGAUAUGAUGUGUAAAUAACCAUAGAUUUAUCAUCUAUUUAUGAUAUAGGAAUUUAAAAAAAACAACCUAUUUUGUGCUAA